Molecule: messenger RNA, 9965 nt
Organism: Xyrichtys novacula (pearly razorfish)
Lineage: Eukaryota; Metazoa; Chordata; Actinopteri; Labriformes; Labridae
Source: the annotation of a GenBank genome assembly
GUGAUGGAUACAGGCUCCUAUGAACACCGUAGAAGAAGAACUCACAGAACAGAGAGCAGCUUCAGCAGGAGCCGGUGGCCGUGAUCUCUUCUCCCUGAUUUCCACCUAAAUUAUCAAAACGUCUUACGCAAUGAGGUAAUAAUAUCAAUGUGAACGAUUUAUACUACAUUUUAUUAUUUAGUUUAAUUCUGAUUGAAGUUUGGUCUUUAUAUGUCAGGUUUUGUGGUAGGUAUGUAGCUGGGGGUGCUCGGUGGUUGUUAGCAUGAAGCUAACCGUGUGUGUUAUGAGGAUGUAAAUCUGUUAAUGUCAAUGUGUCUGUAUUAAAAUCUGUUUUAGUUAAUACACUAAAAUCGUAUAAAUGCGUUACUUUAACCAUGUAAAUAUGCUCUAAAGAUGGUGGGUAAGUUAGCCAGCUAGCCCAACAGAUGAAUGAAUGCAGUGUGUGUGUGUGUGUGUGUGUGUGUGUGUGUGUGUGUGUGUGUGUGUGUGUGUGUGUGUGUCCUGACCUGUUUCCUGUGUUUGUCUCCAGAGGGGACCGCGGCAGGGGUCGGGGAGGCCGCUUCGGGUCCCGAGGAGGACUGGUUCAGGGGUAAGUGGAUCCACCUGUUUACCUGUGUUCAUCUCACCUGUGUGACAUCAUUCUGAGGGUCAUACAGUGAAGAAAAACUACAGAGGAGACCUGAUCGAUCUCUGAUCUGUGAUCAAUAAUAUGUGGCAGGAGCAGAUUUCAUUGUAACUACUUGAGCCUAUAGAGGACAAAAUAAGCAACAUCUGCUUUGUUUACAGGAGGAGCUGAAAUGAUCACACACUGAAAGUUCCCUACUAGAGCUUUAAUUUAUCCUCUCCACACUGUUUCACUUCUGGUGGAAACAAUGUAAUAAAAUUAAAUGUGUCAACUAAACUGAUUUUGUUUGUAUUAAAUGCUACGCUCCAUAUAAACACCAAUAAUUUUCAAUCUUUACUUUUUGUUUUCAAGAACAGUCCAAUGAUCUUCUUUUAUCCCUGUUUAGGUAUCGUCCCUUUGUCCCACACAUCCCAUUUGACUUCUAUGUGGUGAGUGUAAAAAGACAGAACAGUGCUUAAAUAUGGAAUAUAAUAAUGUCUUAGCAGAGAGAUGGCCUUUGACUUGCUGGAAAGCAGUGUUUAUUAUGUUUUUUCUAACCAUUAUCAGUCCUGGAUGUAGUUCAUGUAGUCAGAGGGUUUCUCUGUUUCACUCAGUUAUAACCUCAUCAAGAGAGGAUGUCAGUGGGUUCAUAAACUCAAACCUGUCCAAAUCUCAGGGAGGUUGUAAAAAAGGAAAUUUAGAUUCAGUGUUUUUAAACUGAUCCAUUACAUUGUUAUCUUCAAAGUCAGGUGUUUGUACAGACACAGGAGUUUCUGAUAAACUGCUAAUUCAGUCUGUUAGUUUGAUGGUGCUUUUAUCUGAAUUUAACAUGUUCGGUUUGGAUCAAAUCCCAAACUUAAGCAACUCAAAAUGACCCAGUCAAGCUGAUAUUAAUAUCUGAGAGAUAUGGGAAAGUAAGAGACACCAGGCUCUUUUUAAAAACUGCAGAAUUACCUGUUUGAGGAGACGACUCAUGAUUCAGUUUUGGCUCACUCUGACUUUUGUUCAUGACAGUGUGAGAUGGCGUUCCCCAGAGUGAAGCCUGCGCCUGAUGAGACGGCCUUCAGUGAGUGUCUGCUGAAGAGAAACCAGGACCUGAGCCCCACACCUGCAGAGCAGGUGAGUCCACUAACAGUCAGCAGCAAUCAGGGUAAUUUUUCCUGUCUCUGACUGAAACCAUGUUUGUUUCUCUCUCCUUCUCCCAGUCCUCCAUCUUGUCUCUGGUCACAAAGAUCAAUAACGUCAUUGAUAACCUGAUCGUCGCUCCAGGAAACUUUGAAGUGGUGAGGAGUUAUUUUUCUCUGUUUUAUUGAACAUCAUGAAUAACUCAGUGAUGUGGAGUCUUCAAUGUUUGUCAUUUAAAAUAUCACAACAAGCUGGAUUUAAUGUUGUAUUCAUAUAAAACUAACUUUAACAGUCUCUGAGUUCAGCAGUAAGAACAGAGCAGUGAGAGGUUCUAACAGCACAUGAAACAGACUGAGAUUUGUAAGGAUGAGCUGCUGACACAAACAAGACUAGCAGUGACCAUAUAGACUACUUCCUUACUGUUUAUAUUGUCAAAAUCAACUCUCAUGAAAGUUUCCUCACAGGAGCUUUAGCUUUGAGCACACACAACUCUAAAGUUGAGCCUUUUUUCCCUUCACAGCAAAUCGAAGAGGUGCGUCAGGUGGGCUCCUACAAGAAAGGCACCAUGACGACAGGACACAACGUCGCAGACCUGGUUGUGAUCCUGAAGAUCCUCCCCACACGUGAGUGACUCGCUUUGAUCUUGUGUUCAAAAAUUAGAAAGCCACAGAGGAAAUACGAACAAAUAACAUAUUGGAUUAACCUUUUCUGACCUGACUCUAAUACCAUGACCUCAUGUAUGAUAGUUUGUUUUUUUUACUAAAGCAUUUUUAAGAAGAAGUGCCUAUAUGAUGGGUCACCCUAUUUCCACAAGUAAUAUGUUAAAUUUCCUGUGAUACAGUAAAGAGGAAAUCAAAGUUUUACGCCCAACUCUGACCAUGUGGAUCAGGUCUUCAGAUCUAUAAAAAUCCUAACUAGUCAGGACUCUGAUCAGAUCCCUCAUGGUCUAACUCUGUAACUUUUGUCCUUUCUACAGUGGAGGCCGUUGCUGCUUUGGGCAACAAAGUGGUGGAGACUCUUCGAACACAAGAUCCGACUGAAGGUAACGAAGUCAGGGACUAAUUUAAUUUCCUGAUAAAUCACAGAGACACUUUGAUUUCUCAACUUCAGCUUUAAGUUUAACAGGAAAGUUCUUAAACGACAAACUGGGAUCAGAUAAUGCUCCGGGUCUUUCAUGAAAUAAUUAUUAUUAUAUGUAUAAAAAAUGAAGCUGUGUCUUCAUUAAAUAAGUUUAUUUUUAGAGUGUUUAGAGGGAACGUUAUCCUCCUUCAUUGUGAGCUUGACUCUGUGAAUCUGCUGUUUUCAGUUCUCUCCAUGCUGACCAAUGAGACAGGCUUUGAGAUCAGCUCAGCGGAUGCCACCGUGAAGAUCCUCAUCACCACCGUCCCCCCAAACCUGCGCAAGCUGGACCCCGAGCUGCACCGUAAGAGCUCACACACUUUUACACAAUGAAGACGUAAAUGACGAGAAGAGCUCCACAUGUUCCACACAUACAUAUUUACUGUAAAAAGAAAAAAACACUAAGAAAUGUCAGAGCAAAGUGGAAAACUGAAAUAACCUGACGCCUGCAGUGUCAUUAGAGAAAGAUCAACCCUGCUGCCUCGGUGAUUUGUGGGUAUGCUCAAGUAAAACUAGUUCAACUACAUGAGAUUUAACAUGAAUCCAGAAACGUCACACUUUGUUGCAUCGACACAAGCGCUUAGUUUUGAGGUCUGACACUCGGAUUGGAAAAUGUCAGUAAAUGUGAUCAAAGUUCAAAUCCUGGUGACAGUAAAUGAUUAACUUGAUAUUUAAGUCCAUGAUCAAACCAAGACUGUAGAUUUAGUGGAAAAAAAGACUCCUGUCCUCUUGUUGUGAUCCAGACAGGGAUGAAUGUGGUUAAUUCUGUCUUUGUUGUGUCUUCAGUGGACAUCAAGGUCCUGCAGAGCGCCCUCGCCGCCAUCCGUCACGCCCGCUGGUUUGAGGAAAACGCCUCUCAGUCAACGUGAGGAAGAUUCUUUUACCUUUUACACACCUGAGCUGUAUUGAGAUGUUGUUCCUGAACAGCCCAGAUCAUUUAGACGUGUGUGAACAAAACGAGCGGUUAUGCAGUUAUAACCGUAAUCCAACACUGAGGAGAUUUUUAACUCAUUUAACGCUCUGCUUUUUAACAAUGACAAUCACUGACACAUUCAGCGGAGAGUCACUGUGUAAUGCUGAAUUCCCAUGAUGUAAAGUGACCAAUGAAUGUGGCUGUAGCUCCCCUGUGUGUUGGGAAAUGAGUCUGUUCCAGGAGGAUUUAAGGACAGUCCUGUGAUGGUCUGGGUUUUGUCUGCUCUAAAUUGCUGCAGAGUGAAAACUAGAUAAAACACUGAAAGUGAAAUAACAAAAUAACACAGACCAGUACUCGUGCACAAACACCACUCUGCUCGGAACUCAUUCGAAUUUCUCAAUCCUGUUCAGGGUCAAAGUGCUGAUCCGUCUGCUUAAAGACCUGAGGCUGCGGUUCCCUGGAUUUGAACCCCUCACUCCCUGGAUCCUGGACCUGCUGGUGAGACCUGGAGUCUGCAGCGUCACACUCAGACCUGUCCCUGUGUGUCCCCCCUGAUCCUUAAAGGGUUAAACUUUUAUACGGUGUGUUUCAGGGUCACUUUGCGGUGAUGAACAACCCGUCCAGACAGCCUCUGUCCCUGAACGUGGCGUACAGACGCUGCCUGCAGAUGCUGGCUGCCGGUCUCUUCCUGCCUGGCUCUGUGGGAAUCACUGACCCCUGUGAGAGCGGGAACUUCAGAGUGCACACGGUCAUGACUCUGGAACAGCAGGUAGGUCUGACCCAAACACCUUCACUGCAGGAGCCGGUUCAUGAGACAUCAGGUUGAGUUUGCAGCGAUGGAAGCCUCGCAGUCAGGAGCCAGUGUGAUCAGCAGCUUCAAAUUCAUGAAAGUGUCACAGCCAGCGUGAGAACGAAGCUGCUUUAGACACGUGAUAUGAAAGGAGGAGAAAUGAACGGACUAGGACAGAAAAUAGAGACAGUCAUCAUUUAUAGGACACCUGAGAACUGCAGUAGCAAAACUAAAAGCUCUUAUUGAAUCUGUGUGUGUUUGCAGGACAUGGUGUGUUUCACAGCUCAGACUCUGGUCCGGGUUCUCUCCCAUGGAGGUUACAGGAAGAUCCUCGGCCUGGAGGGAGACGCCAGCUGUAAGACAAUCUAAUAUUUCAAUAUGAGUGAUUAUAUACCGGUUAACAACAUCUGUGACACUCCUGCUAUAGCUCCAGGUCCCCUCUGGAACCCCUCUGUAUUUAGAAACCUUCACCUGUUGUGGUUUUUGUGUCAGACCUGGCGACAGAGAUGUCCACGUGGGACGGCGUGAUCGUCACUCCAUCAGAGAAAGCCUACGAGAAACCUCCAGAGAGGAAAGAGGAGGAAGACGAGGCUCUUGAGGAGGGUGGGGACGAAGGGGACGAGAGCAUGGAGACCCAGGAGUGAAGGAGACCAGCUCAGGUCAGAGCUGAUAAUAAUGAUGCAAUGAUGAUUCUUUAUUUUGAUUAAAUAUUUAACUAUAUACUGAAGAUGUACAAAAGCCAUCAAGAUUCACAGCUUGUUUGUUUUAGCGUCUUAAAUGCUUGAAACUGAUGUGAGGGGUGUCAGCUGAGCGGGUAAAAAAACACUCUGUUUUACACAUAAAAUAUUUAAAAAUGAUUCAUCUGACCAUCAGAAAUCUGCAGGAUGGGUUAUUUUUGAAGACACUACAUAUGCAGAGACUGAUCUGACCACAGGGGGGCGCCAAAAGUAGCAAAAUGAGCUUUGAUUGACACUUUUAUUUUAACAUAGUAAAAAUACUUAAUUCAAAAGCUGCUUCAUUGUUUAUAAUCGCAAUUGCUCUUACAAAUAAGUCCUUUUAAAGGGGUGGUCUUAUGUCUUAUAUUUUGGUCAGUAUAAUGGAAUAAAUCAAACCUCAGCAGCAGUUUUCAACCUUAAAAUUAACAUCAAUAUGAACAAAAAGGAAGCAGUGAAGUUGUAAUAAUCUCAUCUCUUUUAAUUCUGUCAUAAAAACAACAAACACCUCCAAUCACAGUUUUUCAAUCUUAACAGUCAAACUUUGUCCAAACCUGCCUGUUUGAUGUUCACACUCACUUUGACAUUAACCGACUCUUCCUGCUUUUCCUCCACAGAGUCAGUUUGAAACUUAUUUAAGGAGUCGAGCCGGGAUCUGCAGCAGGAGAGGACCGGCCUCGUUUUUUCUGACACUUUUUAUUCUUUACUUUUUUUUCUGUAACUGUGACGUCGAUAUUAAACUUUUUUUUUUUUUAAGUUAUCCUGAGACAUCGUCAUUUGUAUCAGAAAUCCUCUUUAGUCCAGGCAGCAGGUCACUUCAGACAAACUGCAGGUGUGUGAAGAUGUCAGGUGAUGUGUUUGUGACAGAAACAAUCCAGAAAAAAGGUCAUUAAUUUUCAUUAACUCCAGUUAAACAAUGAUAAAGAUAUGUCUUAUAUUAGGUCAUAAAAUACUUCCUCUCAUUAUUAAAGUUGUGGUAUUUAAACUAAUAUGUUGCUAGUCUUGGCAGAGGGAUGGAUUUUAUAAACCCUGCAGUGAUGUUAACAGCACAGCAGGGCUCAUAAAAUCCAUGAGUUUUAGGAAGAUAAUCUCAGUCUAACAGAAGUUCCAACAUUUUAGUAACUUGGAUAAAAACUGAAACAGGAAAAAUGUUGACUUCACAAACUCACUGAGUGUAAAUGUUACAUACACUCAUUGAAUUUGUUAUUAAACCACAUAUAUUUGAGCGCCUUGCUUUGUUGUGGGGGCCAUUAAUUUUCACACCGUUCUCGGACGCAGCACACAUUCCUCUGUUUGUAUCUGAGACUUCAAAAUAAACAAAAAUAUAACUGAACUAAAAAAAAAGAAGAUUCCACAAGCAAAAGGAAUACCUGAUGAAACUGAGUACACCUUAAUGAACAGGACAAAUGAGACUGAACCUGCUGAAAGAGAGAGGGGAGGAGCUUCUGUCCAACCUGGAGAGCAGGAGGGGUUACCUGGUGGUCCAGGUGUGUAAACUGUGAGUCUAUCAUGAACCCAGAGAGCUCCUGCUGUCAGGUAUGUUUACGUUAAACUAAGAUAAGUGUUUGGGUUAAAUUUUUUAAUUGUGUAAGAGUUGCCCUGCCUGCCAAAAACUAACUUGGCUGGUAUGCAGGUUCUCUCUGCAGUUUCUCAUUAAAGGGGCGGAGCUCACAGACAUCCACUGAGGAUAGAAUACUGAGUUGAAACAUGUAGUACAAACCUGCAAACUGACUGAUCAUGACUAAUAAGCCGUGCAACACUAUCAUUAGCACACAGCAACCAAAAGUCUUGUGUUUGUAUUGGCUGAGAGGAGUCUGACUACCUGACCUGAGGAUUUCAGGAGCCUUCUGUUAAGGAUUUAAGAUUUUCUGAAGUUUCUGCAUCCAAAGAGCUUGUAGCUAACUGAGAGGAUUGGCUAUCACUUGUUGAGUUUUUAUUUUUUUACAUCUUUCCUGUAACAGUUUGAGGUUUCACUGCAAGACUAAGAGCUGCAGGAAGACCAUCAUGGCUUUAACAGGUCCUCAUCGAAAAGACUCCUCACUGAUCAGGAGGUUCGCAAGAAUGUGACCCAAGACAUCAUCAGUAACUGUCAUUAAGUGAUCAGUGUGAGACUCUGAUCACAGCCCUCCCCCUCCUCUUCUUCCUCCUUCUGUGAGUCAAUAAUCAUGGUUUCAGCUUGAGCCAGGGGUGGAUCAUUGUGAGGAUGCCGAGGAUGGAGGAACUAAGUCCACAGAGCCCCACAAACCCGGACCCUGUGGGGUAAAUCCCGAGCCGGUCCAGAGGGAUGAAGAUGUCGCAGCUGUUCUUCAGCAGGUCCAGCAGCAGCGGCGGGUUGCUGUACAGCACCGUCACCAGCAGGUGGAGCUGUCUGCGGAGCCCCGCCAGCAUGACAGGAGGAACGGUCAGAGCCACAGGUGAGGAAGAAGGGGAGGACAGCUGGUCGGCAGGCAGGGAGGCGGAGCCAGGAGAAGGGGAGGCGGGGCGUUUGGAGGCUCUGUGACGCUCCUCGCACUCGACGAGGAGGCGGAGCUCGUACAGGUCUCGAGUCAGGUUCAAGAUGAGAGCGAAGAGGUAAUACCUGCACAGGUGAAACACACAGACAGUAGAGAGUGAGGAGAGUUGGUUAGAUUCAGAUUCAUCCACGUUUUGAGGUCCAAACGUCUUAGAGUUCAUUUUAGCCUCAUCAGCCACAGAGGAGUUCUGGUUCUAAGUCAAAGAGGUGAACACUUAAGUCACUCCCUCUCACCUGAAGGAUCUCUGACUCCACUUCUUCUGGUCCAGUUCAGAGAUGAUCCCAGUUUUCCCCGCCCACAGGAUGUUGUCACAGGCGAAGUACAUGGCUCUAUUCAGGUGGCUGAUGGUGAUGCAGAGCCUCAGCACGCUGUCCGACAGGUGGAUCGCCCUCUUAGCCGACUCCAGAGCCUCCACAGAGUUCCCUAAACGCAGCACUGAGAGACAAACACAGAUCAGUCCUUCAGCUCUAAGGUUCAAAAUAAGACCUCAAACCUGAGCCACACUUACACUUCCUGGUCAGGCUCAUGUGCGCCUCCAACUGACUAAUGGUUUUACGGAGAUCAGCUCCAGUGCUGCCUUUCUGCAGAGUGUAUCCCAGCAGAGUGCAGGCAUACUGAGCAGCCCUGAGAAAGCAGAAACACUGUGGUCAUUACACUGAGCAGGAGAGAGAUAAAGGAGGAGAGACAGAACCGUAAAAAAACAGAGCUAAAGAAGUAAAAUAUCAGGUUCGACAUCACCUCACUGUCAAUCUAGCUUUACCUCUGUGGAUAUGUUGCCUGCUGCUUCAUAUAGCUUCUAAAGUAAUGGUAUAAGUACCAGGGCCCGACCCAUAUGGAUUUUUUGGGGCUGAUACCAAUAACCAAUAACGAUUAUUGGGGGGGGGGGUCUGACUACCGAUUAAUCGGCCAAUUUUAUUAAAAAAAUUUAUAAAAUCAUAAAAUACAUAUAUACUGUAGAUAUCUACAGUAUAGUAUACUGUAGAUAGCUACAGUAUACAUAUACUGUAGAUAUACUGUAGGCUACUGCUCUUCAUGCCGACAGGAAGACGGACUGAUCAAACUCGGACUAGAAACACAUUUUCAAAUCCCCCCCCCCCCAGUUAGUGGAUGAACAUUGUCAUGAGGUCACUGCGCUAUCUACAGGAUAAAUCGGGAAACUCUUCAAAUGGCGGAACAUUUUCGAAGUGAAACCGAGUCUUAUUCUCCGCAUUUUAUUUCUGAAAAUAUCGGCGAAAAUCGCCGAGUUUUGGCCGAUUACUGACUAGUCUCAAACUGGCUAAAAUUGGCCGAUUUAAUCGAUUUAACCGAUUUAAACCUUUACCUAACCUAUAACAAUAGUAAACUCAGACAACUUUCUCUUUCUUCAUUCUUUCAGCUGCAGUGAAACUCCUGACGGAGACAGACUGCACUUCUCAGUCAGAGUCAGGGUCAGACUGGAUCCACCGUGGUCAUGUGUGGGGUCUGACUUGAAGGUAAACACGAAACCAGAAAAAACAGGCUCCAAAUAAAUGUCACAAACUUCACGGCAGCUUUAAGAGAAGAAUCUGUUUUUCUGAAAUCAAGCAGAAUCAAGAGAUAACUUUAUUUCGGAUACAAACUUUCUACUUUGUUUUUAAGUUCUUUCAGUAAUUUUAGAUAAUUAUGUCUUCAAUUAGAAACGUAAAUUUUUUAAAAUAAUGAAACUUUUCUGUAGGUCUCACCCCUGCUGAAUCUGUAAUAUAAAAUUAUAUAACCUUAAUAUAAAAAGCCGUUAAAACUGUGUAAAUAGAGUAACUGUCAGUUUAAAGACAUUAAUCUGAGGGUAAUUCACCUGUAAAGUGAGAAUAACAGGAAGAAACAGGUGACUGCUCACAGACUGUCUGAGAUAUACCUGUGAACUCUGGCUUCAGCAUAAACCGGUCUGAAGUUAGUACAGGUGUUGAGUUUACCUGAUAAUCCUCUCCUUGGCCUGACUCUGAGAGUUAAACCGAACCCAGGAGUCCAUUCUUCUUCUUCUUCCUCAGAUCACGUUAGCAGCUGUUUUCAACGAGCUGUAACCUGUAAGUCACGCCUGACUGCGAAUUAUCAACAAGUUAAAUAGUACGUUGGUAACGGGAAUAUCAAGUUGUUGAAAAUUCAGCAGUUUGAGAGGAGUUUCUGUUAUAAAAAUCUGUUUAUAACCGCCCUCCCCAAACAUGCAGCUGAGUCU